Molecule: messenger RNA, 1241 nt
Organism: Gastrolobium bilobum
Lineage: Eukaryota; Viridiplantae; Streptophyta; Magnoliopsida; Fabales; Fabaceae
Product: very-long-chain 3-oxoacyl-CoA reductase 1-like
Exons: 3
Coding region: 67-1047 (326 amino acids)
Cellular component (GO): endoplasmic reticulum
Molecular function (GO): ketoreductase activity
Source: RefSeq, a predicted model, not a curated record
AAAAAAAAAAAAAGUUUAUAAAGUUGGGAAAUUCUUUGAGUUCAUUAGCAACUAGUAUAUUUCAGAAUGGAGGGGCUUGAUUUCUUCCUUGUAACGACAAGUACCUUAGGCUUCAUCUCUAUAUGCAGAGUUCUUUUUCAUUUUCUCAGGUGGGUAUGGAUAAUGUUCUUGAGGCCACCAAAACAACUCAAAGACUAUGGUUCAUGGGCUAUAAUUACUGGCUCCACUGAUGGAAUUGGCAAAGCCCUGGCCUUUGAAUUAGCAUCUAAAGGACUUAACCUUAUUUUGGUUGGUCGAAACCCUCUAAAACUUGAAGCAACAUCAAAGGAGAUAAGAGAUAGACAUGAUGGGAAAGUUGAGGUCAAGUUUGUAGUCAUAGACAUGCAAAAAGAUAAUGAAGAAGAAAUAACAAAAAGGAUAGAGGAAGCAAUAGAUGGUUUAGAUGUAGGUAUGCUGGUUAAUAGUGCAGGCUUGGCAUACCCUUAUGCCAGAUUCUUUCAUGAAGUUGAUUCUGAAUUGAUGGAUGCUAUUAUAAAAGUGAACGUGGAGGGAUUAACUUGGAUCACAAAAUCAGUGCUUCCCAGUAUGAUCAAGAAGAAAAAGGGAGCAAUCAUAAACAUUGGUUCUGGUUCCACUGUUGUUCUUCCUUCAUAUCCUCUAGUCACCCUUUAUGCUGCUACAAAAGCAUAUCUUGCAAUGUUCUCGAGAUGCAUCAGUGUGGAAUACGAGCAUCAAGGAAUUGACAUCCAGUGUCAGGUUCCAUUAUUUGUGUCAACAAAGAUGACCAAGAUGAGGGCCUCUCUUUUUGUUCCAACGCCAGAAACGUAUAGCAAAACAUGCACAAGAUGGAUUGGCUACGAAAAACUGGUUAUGCCAUACUUCUUCCAUUCUCUUCAGUGGUUUCUCAUAAGGGCAAUUCCUGAUGCAUUCGUGGAUUCAUAUAUGCUUCGUUAUUUUCUUUACUGGCGCAGAAAAGGGCUCUUCAAGGACUCCAAAACUAAAGCAUUAGCAGCAUCUAAUUCUGAAGCAAAUUUACAUCAUUCAUGAUGGUACAAAUUGAGUCCUAGUUUAAACAACAUAUCUAUAAAAUUGAGAGUGAUGAUGGAGGUCCCAAUGAAUAUUAAUAUCUUUUGUUUUUUUUUUCUAGAUUUACUCGUUAUUUGUAAUAUUUUCUUGUUUUCUUUAUUAAGUUACUACUUGGUUGGUUUCCCAUCUUUUGUGGUCAUCUUUUGUCUUCUAAC